UCUCGAUGCUGGGUUUCUUUUUUCUUUCAACGUGUCGUGUAGCUACUGUACUAAUAGUGAAUUAAAAAGAAAUCGAGUCGUCUGUGAUUUUAUCGGUAAAUCGGUAUGAAAAAUCGGCAUCUUUAUUAGUAGUUUUUGUGAAAAAUUCGCUUGAAAUUCAGGAGAUACAAGAGGGGAAAAAAUAAAUGACAGGAUAUACGUGUGCAAAAGUGCAAGAGUAAGACGCCGGUCGGUGCUGGAUUAUUCCUUCUUCUCCUUAUUUUCCUCGAGACAGCAACGACAGCUUCACCGGGCGAAGGGCGACUCGGACUCCAAGAGAUGCGUCGUCGCAUCCCGCACUGCAUGACAAAAAGACCAAGGAAAUUUUUGCACCGAGGAUCAACAAAAUGAGAGCCACCGUCACCUGCGCCACGUGGCUGGUGAUGAUAAUCGGCACAGGCCUGGCCUCAGUACUUAACAAAUUGACGGCCCCAGCGGCCAGUCCCAUCACACACAAGCCGAUCGAAAAUGAGAAUAACGACUACGCGACUGUACUCGGGAUGUCACUGAUGUUCUACGAGGCACAGCGUUCGGGUAAACUCACGCCUGACAAUCGCAUACCCUGGCGCGGUGACUCGGGCCUCAACGACCGCGGUGACAACGGCGAGGACCUCACCGGUGGCUACUACGAUGCUGGUGACUUUGUCAAGUUUGGCUUUACGAUGGCCUCGACGACGACGCUGCUCGCGUGGGGUGCCAUCAGCUGGCCGGGGGCUUACGAGAGGGCCCACCAGCUGGAGGCGAUCCGCGCGGCCGUCAAAUGGGCGACGGACUACUUCGUCAAGUGCCACGUGAGCGAUGACGUGCUGUACGGGCAGGUCGGCGAUUUCGACGUUGAUCACCUAUACUGGGGCAGACCGGAGGAGCUCAACGGCACCAGGCCGGCUUACAAGAUCGACGCCGAGCAUCCAGGGUCGGAGUUGGCGGGUGAGACGGCGGCAGCCUUGGCCGCGAGCAGCAUCCUUUUUCGGGCCACCGAUGGGCCCUACAGCGAAAAACUCCUGGGGCACGCGCGUCGACUGUACUCGUUCGCAGUCACGCACCGCGGGCUGUACCACGAGGCGAUCAAGGGCGCGGCCCAGUUUUACGAGAGCACCGAGUACGGGGACGAGCUCGCUUGGGCCGCGCUUUGGCUGUACAAGGCCACCAACGACACCAACUACCUCGAGCUCGCCGUGGACCAUUACAGGCACUUUCGCCUCGGCUCCAGGCCCAACGAGUUCUAUUACAACAACAAGGUGGCUGGGGUACAGGUGCUGUUGGCCCAACUGACCGGCCAAUCGGAGUACCAGAAGGCAGCGCGGGGCUUUUGCGAUUAUUCAGUGCGGGAGCAAAAGCGCACCCCCAAAGGCCUGCUGUACAUCGGCAAAGUCGGUACUCUCGGCCACGCGGCGAACGUGGCCUUUGUGUGCCUCCAGGCCGCCGAUCACCCGAACAUGGGCGACCCCCAGGAGUACCGUAGCUUUGCCAAGCAGCAGAUAGACUACAUGCUCGGCAGCACAGGUCGCAGUUUCGUCGUCGGUUGGGGCCGGGACCCGCCACAGCAGCCCCAUCACGCAGCUUCCUCGUGCCCGGAUCGACCGACGCCCUGCGGGUGGUCCGAGUACGACCGCAACGCGCCAAACCCCCAAGUCCUGGUGGGCGCCCUGGUCUCGGGCCCGGACGAGAUCGACUGCUUCUACGACAAGCGCGAGGACUUUAUCUACACGGAGGUCACGCUCGACUACAACGCCGGGUUUACCGGAGCUCUGGCCGGGCUGUACCAGCUGCGGGUCGACGAAGCCAGCGCGUGAUACUGUUUCGACCCAGGGAGAGGAUUUUUGUGGAAAUGAAUGGACGAUCGGCGGAAGAAAAAAAAAU
This is a messenger RNA of Copidosoma floridanum, 1899 nucleotides long. RefSeq lists its product as uncharacterized. Gene Ontology annotation, molecular function: hydrolase activity, hydrolyzing O-glycosyl compounds. Gene Ontology annotation, biological process: carbohydrate metabolic process. NCBI's taxonomy places the organism in Eukaryota, Metazoa, Arthropoda, Insecta, Hymenoptera, Encyrtidae. The record is from RefSeq and is a predicted model, not a curated record.